AUGCCAGGCUUCAACGCACACCAGUCUUCUCUACCUUAUUCCGACAUUCCAUUUGCACCCGAUGCACAUCCCACUAAUAUUCUGAACCAUACCCCAGUCAUACAAGAAGCGCACUUUGGAGGACAUCAGUCUGGGGCAAUCUAUCCCGCAGCCGAUGGAACCGAGCCUGAUCAUAAUGCAUCGCCACGCGAUCUGGGUACCCUGCAUGCACAUAGCAGCACCCCCUUUCCAUUCAGUAUGCAGACUCCAUAUCCCCCGUCUUUUCCUCCUUAUGCAGUGUUUCCCCCUCCUUUCAUGCCUUACCCCUCGUAUACCCCUCAUAUUUCCUACUGGCCGCCUAGUCUUCCUCGGAAUGAUGUCCACGGCGAGCGUCAAAGACCUGGCGGCACUCAGCCUCAUUCAGGCGAGGCCUCGCGAGACCUUGUGGGCGAGAGAACGACUAGCGAGAAGUGCCAUGUGAGUGAGGCAGACAAAAUAGUUGAUGCAUUGGACUGGCCCAGCAGUUCUGUGCGACGUGAGGAGCCCAUUAAUAUGGAUGACAAGAAAUGGAAGCAGACAAAAUGGCAGUGGCGAUCACAAGGAAACAGGCCUAGCAAAGGUGGUGCCGAAGUCCGUGUUUGCUUGGGUGUAUUUCAAUGCAUCACUUGCCUGUAUCUCAUCUGGCCGAAAAUGGACCCAGCUCAACGUCAAAUUCAACUCCAGCAAGGAUGCCGCAAUCCUCGCUGUCGUGACUCAAAGCUUGUCCUGCAUGCAUGUCAGGCAAAGGUGUUUCACUACAGAGUUACGCGCGAUGGGCAAGAGUUUCUAGUCUGGGAGCACGAGGGAGAACAUGCUCAUCCUCGUCCUCCCGGUGUGCCACUUUCGAAAGCCGAAGAAGUGGCUUUUGAUGCUCAGGUACUGCGACGUCCUGGAGCCAGUGCGCAUGAACUGCGCACCAGAGAUACUGCACCUGACUCUGUACCCCUCGCAGAGAUCACCCCAGUGCUGGCAAACCCGAGAGCUGCACGCUAUGAAAUGUCAAAGAGUCAUGCCCAUCUCGGUCUCUUGCCUGCUGCUGGCAAGGGCGCGUUCGGAGUCCUUCACUCCCUUGGUUCUCUGAACGAGAAAUUGAAGCAGGAGUUCAUUAUCAACUCAAGCUUCACUGGCCCAACCUUCUUCAUCAUGCAAACCGAGUUUAUGAAGCAGAUCAUCACGGACUCAGUGGAAGACUGGAUUCUUCUUGCAGCAGGUGGUCCAGAUGCUGGUCAUCAUGGAUUUGUGACGGAUGCAGACCAGUCUUUUUUUCGGGAUGGACAUCUCAUUGUCACUUGCACAUUUAGCACUGUGCUCUGCUAG
Messenger RNA from Sparassis crispa, 1335 nucleotides. RefSeq lists its product as hypothetical. Gene Ontology annotation, molecular function: DNA binding. NCBI's taxonomy places the organism in Eukaryota, Fungi, Basidiomycota, Agaricomycetes, Polyporales, Sparassidaceae. The transcript has 2 exons. The record is from RefSeq and is a predicted model, not a curated record. Gene Ontology annotation, biological process: regulation of DNA-templated transcription. The coding region runs from base 1 to 1335 and encodes 444 amino acids.